UCACAAUAAUGUCGCAGCGCAGAGCAAAACUGAAGCUGAAGAGCAAAUGGGAAGUGUAAUGUUAUCUUCUUCCUCUGAACUGAUGGUUUUCCAUCGCUUGCUCCGACCCGCUCCUAUCCCUUCUUUCUCUUUCCUUAAGCAAUCUCUUUCUCUUCCCCAUCAAACGACGUCGCUUCAUCCCAUCACCAACACUACUUCUCCGUCCUUCUUCCCCUCUUUUCAUAACCAUUCAUCAAUCUUCCUUCGCUCUAGAACUUUCUCGAACCAUCCAGUUAACUGUGGUUCUCAAGCCCUACUGGAAUCCCCUGAGGAUGUGGAUGACGAGGAAAUUGCAAAAGAAAAUGGAGAAGUGAGAGCUGCUCCGAGCGAGUCUGAAAGAAAAUUAUUGAGGGCGAAGUUACCGAACCUGACAGUGAAGGAGAAGAAAGAAUUGACAUCGUAUGCACACAGUCUAGGGAAGAAGCUAAAGAGCCAACAGGUCGGCAAGUCUGGUGUCACUGAUUCUGUGAUAUUUGCGUUGAAUGAGACACUUGAAGCUAAUGAGCUUCUCAAGCUCAAAAUACAUGGUUCCUGUCCAGGAGGAGAGCUGGAUGAUGUUGUUAAGCAUUUAGAGGAAGCAACUGGGUCAGUGGCUAUUGGUCAAAUCGGUAGGACUGUGAUUCUCUACCGUCCAAGCGUCACAAAAUUAAAAGCAGAAGAGAAGAAAAAACAGGCUCAAAAUGCUUUUAUGAGAAAAAAACAAUAUGCGGCGAAACAAUCAUUUGAGAGUAAAGGACAAGUACCAAGACCAUAUGCACGCGGGCGCCGAGGAAGUAGCAGGGUUUGAAUUUCUACCAGAGCCACCACAGUGUUCCCAUGGCUAAGUUAAAAUUUUGCAAAGUUUCUUAGGAUAUGCGCAUACGUUUAUUCGGUUUGAAGAAGAAGAUACGAGGGACAAAGACUUGGAAUAUAUCAGCUGAAGAAAUUUGUAUAAGAAAAGGUUGCAUUUGUACCUUUUAUCUUCCUUUUUUGUUUUCUCUUUUUUGGGCGGAGUUGGAAAUAGUACCAGAGACGUUCACUUAGUAUAGAUUGAUCUGGAAUCUGAUCAUUAUCCAUAGUAGAUUGACGUCGGAAAAUGUCAUAUGCCUGGUUGCAAAAAUCGUUAAUUUUUAACUAAUGUGGAGAAUAGUAGACUUUAGUAAUGGAUCUUUGAUGUCUUAAAUUUACGCUUUAUGUAUCAUGGUUCUGACUAAUUUUUGUCA
Messenger RNA from Nicotiana attenuata, 1241 nucleotides. RefSeq lists its product as uncharacterized. The transcript is spliced from 3 exons. The coding region runs from base 47 to 826 and encodes 259 amino acids. The record is from RefSeq and is a predicted model, not a curated record. NCBI's taxonomy places the organism in Eukaryota, Viridiplantae, Streptophyta, Magnoliopsida, Solanales, Solanaceae. Gene Ontology annotation, molecular function: RNA binding. Gene Ontology annotation, cellular component: chloroplast.